AUGAAGGGCAACUGCGGCAAGAAGAGCGUCUUUAGCCCCGCCUUGCCAUGCUCGGUGGACGAGAAGGCAUCUGCACCGCAAGAACAGAGCUUUCGGGAUCUUCUCGUCGCUACCUGCGGCUCCGAAUUUGCCCAAGGUGCGGUGUGCUGCACGCAAGAGCAGGUCGAGAGUCUCUCUGCUAAUCUGCAGCAAGCGGAGCCGUUGAUCUCCUCGUGUCCGGCCUGUCGCAACAAUUUUCGCUCGCUCUUCUGUUCCUUCACUUGCUCUCCCGAUCAAUCUCGGUUUGUCGACGUUACUGAAACGCAGCAAGUGACGGGAAGCGAUGGCAAGCCGUCCGAAGCCGUCAAAACGGUCAACUACUACAUCGGUGAGCAGUGGAAGCAGAAGUUCUUUGACAGCUGCAAGAACGUCAAGUUCGGAGCCAGCAAUGGAUUUGCCAUGGACCUGAUUGGCGGUGGCGCUCAGACUCCCAACGCCUUCCUCAAAUUCCUGGGUGAUGAAAGGCCAUUGCUCGGUAGUCCCUUCCAGAUUAACUUUCCCGAUCAAACUUCGGAUCACAUGCUCGAGAUGGCGUCUGCGUCGCAAGCCCGCCUUCGAAAUGAAUCGCUUGUACCUCCCAUUCCUUUCGACACGAAUCCGAGGCAAUGCGGCGAUACCGACCUGUUGUCACGAUGUGCUUGCGUCGAUUGUCCAGACACUUGCACUGCUCUUCCGGAGCUACCGCCCUCCAAUCAACCUGGCUCUACUUGCUCGGUAGGAUCCAUCUCCUGCUUCACCUUUUCGAUUCUUCUCAUCUAUCUGCUGCUCGUGCUGCUCUUAUGGUUCUGGCGACCCAUCCAGAAGUUCGUGCGAGGUCGUCGCGGAGGGAUUGCUCUGCCGCAUCGCACCAGCGGUCUCAGCCUCUUUAGCCAGUCGAGCGGCUUCGAGCGCGUCCGCAUGGGCUCCGAGGACUCGCUCGACGGAGGUGAAAGCAGACCUCAGCCCAGCCAACCAAACGCAAGCAGUCUUGUUGGAGCAAGGGGACUCGGACAUUUCGGUGAAGAGAGCUCUGCGAGUUCCGUUCCGGAUGGCACCUAUCGCGGCAUUGGGCUGGAGCGUAACGACAAUCUUUCGGCACUUGGUGCGCUUCAACCGCGCAAAUACGCUCUCAAUCAAAUCCUGACGCGCUCCUUUUACCGCCUCGGUCUUCUGUGCGCCAGCCAUCCCUGGUUGACAUUCCUUGUAGCGGCAAUGUUCGUCGGUGUUACCAACAUCGGCUGGAAGCACUUCGAGGUUGAAGUGGAUCCGGUCCGUCUUUGGGUGGCACCUGGCUCGACGGCCAAGGUACAGAAGGACAUUUUCGAUCAAGAGUUCGGUCCUUUCUACAGGCCGCAACAAGUCUUCCUCAUGGAUCAGCAUUCGUAUUCAGACCUUACCACGUUGCGACACAAUUCCUCCUCCGCCUUGUUGGAACUUCUGCCGCCCGCUUUGUCUUGGGAUCGGCUUAUAUGGCUCGCUGACCUGGAGAAGGAAGUGCGCGCACUCAAGUCGCCUUCGGGAAUCACAUUGCAGGAUGUCUGCCUUGCUCCCGCUGGUCCAGGCACACCGUGUGUGGUGCAGAGUAUUCUAGGCUACUUCCAGGACGACCCAGUUGGCUACGGACUCGAUGCGGACAGCUGGGCUCAAGCUCUCGAUCAGUGUGGCAGCAAUCCUGCAGAAUGCUUGCCCUCGUUCGGACAGCCGCUCAAACCCAACAUCGUGCUGGGCGGUUUGCCGGACCAUGCUUCACCCAGCCAGGCUCGGUCUGCUGUUGUUACUUACGUCCUCAACAAUAGCCUGAACACGACUCUGCUCAAAUCGGCCGAAGAAUGGGAACGGGAGCUGCUCAGUCUGCUUCAAAAAGUGGCUGCUUCCUCGCCGCAUUCCUCACAAGCGGAGGACCGGGCUGUAGACUCUCAUCCGCUCUCGGUUCGACGCGAAGAGCUUGGGAUCCAAAUCGCCUUCAGCACAGGAGUCAGUCUUGAGACCGAGAUUGGAAGUAGCAGCAACACCGACGUUGGCGUCGUAGUACUCUCUUAUCUGACCAUGUUUAUCUAUGUGGCACUCACGCUCGGAGGGAGGAGCUAUAGGCAGUACGAGCUCGAGGACGACAAUGAACAAGACGCGCCCAUCGCGGAACCAGGAUCCUAUCCGCGGAUCAAUUCAGCUUCGACGUACACCAAUGAUCGCAGGUUGCGACUCUUACGGACCUUCAGCCGUCGCUGCCGAUCUCUUGUCAAUACCUACUGCGUGUCAUCCAAAUUCACCUUGGGACUCUUUGGUAUUGUCAUCGUACUCUGCUCGGUCUCGUGCGCCGUGGGUAUAUUCAGUGCGAUGGGUGUCAAAGUCACGCUGAUCAUCGCCGAGGUCAUACCGUUCAUGCUACUCGCCGUUGGCGUCGACAAUAUCUUCUUGCUCUGCAACGAGAUGGACCGUCAAACUCAGCAGACAUCGUCCGAGGCGAGCCUGACCCAACCUGAUCCACUGACGGCUUCAGGUGCACCAUCAUUGGGUGCACCAAGUCAUCGAGCGCUUUCACCCACCGAUGAACUGGAAGCUCGAGGGGAUCUCUUCAUGGACGGCCGCGUCUCAGCUAGUCGACCUGGGCAGGCUUCGAUCGAAGAGCGGGCAGCGCGCUCCCUGGCUCGCGUCGGACCAUCAAUCCUUCUCAGUGCCACCACUCAGAUUGUUGCAUUCCUGCUCGGUGCUGUGGUGCCCAUGCCCGCUGUCAGAAACUUUGCGCUUUACGCAGCGGGAAGCAUGCUGAUCGUCGCAGUACUGCACUGCACUGUAUUCAUCGCAGCAAUGACGCUGGAUGCGCAUCGCGUUGAGGGCGGACGCAUCGAUUGUCUUCCGUGCCUUAAGGCGGCGCCUCGACAAAACCGCAUCCAGCUGCCCAUGGACCCGACCAGCGGGCCCAAAGAGGGAUCACUGGACUCCUUCAUCCGUUACCGCUUUGCUCCCACAUUGCUUCGGUCGAAUGUCAAGCGACUGGUCGUCGUAGCGUUUGGCGCUAUUGCCGUAAUCAGUUCGGUCGGAGUCCGAAAAAUCGAGAUGGGCCUGGACCAACGCCUGGCUCUUCCAUCCAAGUCCUACCUGAGGCAAUACUUUGACGCCAUCGACGUCUUCCUCGAUGUCGGUCCUCCUCUGUACUUUGUUGCCGCCGGCGAAGAGGUAUCUGCCCGACAAGGGCAGAGAGAUCUCUGUGGAAGAUUCACUACAUGCGAGCCCUUGUCGUUGGCCAACACACUGGAAGGCGAGCGUCAGAGACCCGAAGUUUCGUGGAUCGCCGAGCCUGCCAGCAGCUGGAUCGACGAUUUCCUCCAAUGGCUCAAUCCUAUCCUCGAUGGCUGCUGUCGCGUCAAAGUCUCGGAUCCCACCGUGUUCUGCGGGCCCCGCGACAGUCCUUUCUCGUGCCAGCCGUGCUUCGAAGGUCGAGACCCUCCAUGGAACAUCACGAUGGAUGGACUUCCGGAAGGCGAAGAGUUCUACCGCUACCUCCGCAAAUGGCUCGAAAGUCCAACGGAUCAAGAGUGUCCCCUCGGCGGUCAAGCAGCGUACUCUUCGGCGCUCAGCAUCGUGGCUGACCCGGAUACCGGCAAGGAGAGCGUACGCUCGUCGCACUUCCGAACAUACUUUGCGCCGCUGAGAUCGCAAACGGACUUCAUCAGUGCACUGGAACAGUCGCAGCGUAUCGCGGAUGACAUCUCUAACCGCGUCGGCUACAGAGUCUUCCCUUACAGCCUCUUCUUCAUCUUCUUCGAGCAGUACACGUACCUACUCUCGAUGGCCGUGCAGGUGCUAGGCUCAGCUGCAAUUGCCAUCUUUGCCAUCAACACGGUCCUGCUUGGCAGCUGGCGUACGGGCGCGGUGGUGACGCUGAGCGUGGCAAGUGCCGUCUUCCUUGUCGCUGGAGCCAUGGGCUUCUGGGGCAUCCAGUUCAAUGCGCUGACUUUGGUCAACUUGAGCGUGUGUGCAGCGAUCGGCGUCGAAUUCUGCGCUCACAUCGCUCGUGCCUUCAUGCGUGCUCCAGGAGCUCUGCCGCGAUCACAUCCCAUGUCUCAAAAGGAGAGGGACGAGAGAGCCUGGCUUGCGCUCACCGAUGUGGGUGGAGCCGUGGUCAACGGCAUUUUCUCGACCAAACUGAUCGGAGUCGGCGUGCUCAUCUUUACCAAGUCGGACCUGCUCAAGCUGUAUUAUGCAAAGACGUGGCUUUGUCUGAUCGUAGGUGGACUUCUCCACGGCUUGCUUCUGCUGCCGGUGCUACUCAGUUGGCUUGGAGGACGGGGAUGGUCGAGCGGUGAAGAUGAGUCGGACGUCAAGCGUCGCCUGAAUCGAGCGGGAUCAGAAUAUCGCCCCAUGAUGGCCUCGGAAGCAGAUGCCAGUGACGAAGACGAGGAUCUCUGA
Sporisorium graminicola is the source of this 4425-nucleotide messenger RNA. RefSeq lists its product as uncharacterized. The record is from RefSeq and is a predicted model, not a curated record. Bases 1 to 4425 code for a protein of 1474 amino acids. Gene Ontology annotation, cellular component: membrane. The transcript has a single exon. Lineage: Eukaryota; Fungi; Basidiomycota; Ustilaginomycetes; Ustilaginales; Ustilaginaceae.